Penaeus monodon (black tiger shrimp) is the source of this 587-nucleotide messenger RNA. Its product is annotated as acetylcholine receptor subunit alpha-like. The coding region runs from base 86 to 478 and encodes 130 amino acids. NCBI's taxonomy places the organism in Eukaryota, Metazoa, Arthropoda, Malacostraca, Decapoda, Penaeidae. Gene Ontology annotation, cellular component: membrane. Gene Ontology annotation, biological process: monoatomic ion transport. The transcript has 2 exons. The record is from RefSeq and is a predicted model, not a curated record.
CUCUCCAGCCAUCCACCUCCUUCCCCUCCUCUGAACUCACCGCCAUUUUGUCUCUCUCUCUCUCUCCCGCCCCACCAAAAUCAGGAUGACCGACGGGCCUUACUCCACCACCUGUCGCAUCCACGGCUCCACCAACAUCCACGACGACGGCUACGCCCUUGAAAACUCGGACAAGAGCCCCACCUUCCGGCCCUUCCAGCAUAACCUGCCCCACUGCUCGCCCGAGGUUCACCGCACGUGUUGGUGUGUCAACUUCAUCGCGGAGCACACGAGACUCAAGGAGGAUUCAACGAAGGUGAAGGAAGAUUGGAAAUACGUGGCCAUGGUACUGGACCGGCUUUUCCUGUGGAUCUUCACCCUGGCAGUGCUGGUGGGCACGGCUGGCAUCAUCCUGCAGGCACCCUCGCUGUAUGACGACCGCGUUCCCCUCGACAAGAAACUCAGCGAGGUGUUCCGAGCUCAUCCUUCCAAUAACUAAUCAUUCCCCGGGGUUAUGGAGUGCGCGUUGGGACGAGGUGCCAAUGAGUUUGUUUGUUUUUUUUUAUCAAGAUAUUAUUAAUAUUAUUGUUAUCUUUCUCUUGCAAGGA